Centropristis striata (black sea bass) is the source of this 2637-nucleotide messenger RNA. RefSeq names its product RAS related 2 (gene rras2). The transcript is spliced from 6 exons. Gene Ontology annotation, molecular function: GTPase activity; GDP binding; GTP binding. Gene Ontology annotation, cellular component: plasma membrane. Gene Ontology annotation, biological process: signal transduction. NCBI's taxonomy places the organism in Eukaryota, Metazoa, Chordata, Actinopteri, Perciformes, Serranidae. The coding region runs from base 338 to 946 and encodes 202 amino acids. The record is from RefSeq and is a predicted model, not a curated record.
AAGGGCCCCUAGCGCCAGACAUUAGUACUGGCCUGGCUGAUUACUCCUACUAUCGGCUCCACAGCUCGAACAUCGCAGUGUUGUCGAGGCGCAAACCCGGUCAGGCGUAUGGACGGACAGGCGCGCGCGGCUCCGCACAUCCCUCCCUACCGCCCGGUGCACUGAUCGGACUACACCGACGACUCGUUCCUGGCAGUGUAUCUGGGCUCUUCUCCUCGCUCCGGUCUCUCACACUGCAGGGCCUCUUCAGUUUACAGGAAAAAAGUGGGUGUUUGCUGCUCACUGGGGUUCCGGCAGCGGCGGCGGCGGCGGCGAGCGCAGCAGCGAAGUGUCCUCGAUGGCAGGCUGGAAGGACGGCUCGGUGCAGGAGAAGUACCGGCUGGUGGUGGUCGGAGGCGGCGGGGUCGGGAAAUCAGCCCUGACUAUCCAGUUUAUCCAGUCGUACUUUGUCACCGACUAUGACCCAACAAUUGAAGACUCUUAUACCAAGCAGUGUGUGAUUGACGAAAGGGCGGCCAGGCUUGACAUCCUCGACACGGCUGGACAGGAAGAGUUUGGAGCCAUGAGAGAACAAUACAUGAGGACAGGGGAGGGCUUCCUGCUCGUCUUCUCAGUCACUGACAGAGGAAGCUUUGAAGAAAUCUACAAAUUCCAAAGACAGAUUCUCCGAGUGAAAGACAGAGAUGAAUUCCCUAUGAUCCUGGUAGGAAACAAAGCAGAUCUGGAACUACAGAGACAAGUAACCCAGGAAGAGGGCCAACAGCUGGCCAGACAACUGAAGGUCACAUAUAUGGAGGCUUCAGCCAAAAUCCGUAUGAACGUAGACCAGGCUUUCCACGAGCUGGUUAGAGUAAUCAGGAAAUUCCAAGAACAGGAAUGUCCUCCGUCGCCAGAACCUACAAGAAAAGAGAAAGACAAGAGCGGCUGCCAUUGUGUGAUCGUCUGAGUCGGCCUUAUCACUGUAACUCAUGCAGCUACUCUCUCCCACCCGCCCCCCCCCCCCACCCCCCCACUCUGCCUGACAUCACAUCCUCCGUGGAUGACUGACCGCUGCCUUCUCCACGUGCAUGACUUCAGACAGCCUUUUCUGAGAUACUCUGACCAGGAACUGCUGUCCCCAGGACAUCACUAUGGACAACUGACAAUGCCAAAUUUUAACACCACUCUACCUUCAGCCGUAAUCUUAAAUUCACACGAGAGAGUCCCAACACUAAACAUUGCCUUCUAAAAUCAGCCUGACAAAUUAAUGUUUUGUACUCUGAAGGACUUCUCUUGCCUUGUAGUGACAUUUGUACUUGCUACCGAGAUUGAAUGAAAACUAUAUAUAUCCAGAAUGUUUCUUUAGUUUCCGGUGUCUGACCAGAGCAGAGAGAUUAUCUUAUGAAGCUUUGUGUAUGUUGUGCCAUAUCCACCUUUACUCCCAUGUGCUAAUCUGCUACUGUACAUAUGUGACAUUUGUUGUGAUUUUCAAAGUGUACUUCUAAUGAUCUAUUAAAUCACCACAGUACAGUGUGUGAGGUUGAGUUUGGUUUUACAUAUAUGAAAGUGAAUAUAUAAGUAUGUAUAUAAAUAUAAAGCCUAGAAAGCCCUUAAAGCUACAAUGAUAGAACUUUUUUGGCAUUCUGCAGUGGAUUCUUCUUCUUCGUCUGUGGUUUCUGCUUUCAUCUCAAUUGCCAAAUAUGGAGUGUCUACUGUAUUUGAUUUUUUUUUUAAAAGUCUUAUAGAAUUGAAGCAUUCUGAUCUCGUCAAUGUACCGAAAGUAGCAAAUUUGUCUGAAUUUCUCUCCUCGAAGGUGGCGGUUCAGUCAAAAUUGGACGUGAUAUACAUUGUUUCAGAUUUCUACGGAGCAGUAGAUACAUUUAUCGGUAGCACAUUGUGUAUCUUUGACGACUAACAAUGAUUUCAGAACAAAACGCUGAACACUGUAUGCUCUAUAUUCAAGUAAUGUUAUUAUCCAAUCCAUUUGUUGCAAAUCAAGAAGCUUUUCAGAGCGCAGUUCAGUUCAGAUCAUUCCAAUGUAACGCAUCUUUUUCUGUCAAACACUUCUACGUCUACGAUAUCGAUCAAAUAACUGUUUUAUCAUUCCAAUAACACAGUGGCAAUGUUUUUGUUUUGUGUCCUUGAAUUAUUCUGUUACAUUACCCCCUUUUUUCUCCCCAAUGAUCUGUCAGUUGGAAAAACGUGGAGGCACUGAGAUGCACAUUGUUAAGAAAAAAAAAAGAAAAGAAAAGCCGUUUCUCCGACGGGACUUGAACUCACCGGACCUGCCACCUGUGGAGCUAUCAUCAACCACCACAGACACAAAAUACUCUUCUGCCUUCCCUCGUCCACUUCUGUACUUCUGUUCGGGCAUAAAAAUGAAGUACUGCAGUUUGUUUUUCAUAUCAUCAUCUUGUAAUAUAAACAAGAAAAUCAGAUGAUGGAAGUAAUGGACUUGAUUAAAUGUUUCUACUCUACUUUUAUACAUUAUUUUCUUAUCAAACUAGUUGACAAGUAUUUUUAUAUGUUUAUAAGUGAACUCACAUUCACGGCGUAGCUGUGUAUAUAUGUAAAGAGGAAUAUUUAAUUCUCUUGAUUAUUUUAAGUGAAGAUGACUGUUGGCCCAAAUUUACAAAAUUGGAUUCUUCACCCAGAUGU